AUCUAUGCAGGACACAACGGAGCGAACUACGUCAAACUGUCAAGCCACAAGUGAAAAUUAAAAAGAACCUUUCAAUUUAAUGUUUAAAUAUUGCUAGGCAUGUGCAUAAAACAAUCAAUAACUAUUGAGCUUUUUUUAUUUAUUUUGAAAAAUGUUUAAAUUAUAAGAGUUGCUGCGUUGCCCAAAGAAACUAUAUUUAAUCAAUCGGAACGCAAACAAAAUCAGCUGCAUGCCUGCAGCUCAGAGCUGAGAACAACAACGGCUCUGCUCCAACUCAACUGCUCAGCUGCUGCCGCUGCUGCCGCUGCUGCUGCUGCUGCCAACGCUGGCAUCGCUGUCACUGCCACAGCCUGCGUGAGAGUGCGCCUCUUCUGAGUUGGCGCUGGCGCUGCGCAGCUGUCCGUCGAGUGUAGACUUAUUGCGUGCCAGUUUUAGUUCCACGCAAGUACUAAAACGGAGAAACAAUCACAAAAAAUAUACAAUUCUCUCCCAACUGCGUCACGCACGCCAGGCAGCCGAAAGGUAAACAAAAACCUGUGCGCGUGUUUUAGUAUCAAUAAAACACCGGCCAAAGCGCCUUCAAGGCAACUGAGGCAGCUGUGACGUCAUGUGGCGCUGGGCUCGGCCACGUCUGGCGCUGCUGCUGGACAUCUGGCGGCACUGCAAGCUACUCUGCCUGCUGCUGGCCUUUCUGCUGCUCUUCUGUGAAACGGUGCAGGCCAAUCCGGACGCGAAGCGUCUCUACGAUGAUCUGCUGAGCAACUACAAUCGCCUCAUACGACCCGUCAGCAAUAACACGGACACGGUGCUGGUCAAGCUGGGACUGCGCCUCUCGCAGCUCAUCGAUUUGAAUCUCAAAGAUCAAAUUCUAACAACCAAUGUGUGGCUGGAGCAUGAAUGGCAGGAUCAUAAAUUUAAAUGGGAUCCAUCCGAAUAUGGUGGCGUCACCGAGCUCUAUGUGCCCUCCGAGCACAUUUGGCUGCCCGACAUUGUGCUAUAUAACAACGCCGAUGGCGAGUACGUGGUGACCACCAUGACAAAGGCCAUUCUACACUACACGGGCAAGGUAGUGUGGACACCGCCGGCAAUUUUCAAAUCGUCCUGUGAAAUUGAUGUGCGCUACUUUCCCUUCGAUCAGCAGACGUGCUUCAUGAAGUUCGGCUCCUGGACCUACGAUGGCGAUCAGAUCGAUUUAAAGCACAUCAACCAGAAGAACGAUAAGGACAAUAAAGUUGAGAUUGGCAUUGAUUUGCGCGAGUAUUAUCCAAGUGUCGAAUGGGAUAUAUUGGGCGUGCCCGCUGAACGCCAUGAGAAAUAUUAUCCCUGCUGUGCCGAACCCUAUCCGGACAUAUUCUUCAAUAUAACGCUGCGACGAAAGACACUCUUCUACACGGUUAACCUCAUCAUACCCUGCGUGGGCAUCUCCUACCUUUCGGUGCUGGUCUUUUAUCUGCCCGCCGACUCUGGCGAGAAGAUUGCACUUUGCAUCAGCAUUUUGCUCUCACAAACUAUGUUCUUCCUGCUUAUAUCGGAAAUUAUACCAUCAACUUCGCUGGCUCUCCCGCUGCUGGGCAAAUAUCUGCUCUUUACCAUGUUGCUGGUCGGGCUGAGCGUUGUAAUAACAAUCAUUAUACUCAAUAUACAUUAUCGUAAGCCCAGCACACACAAGAUGCGACCGUGGAUACGCUCCUUCUUCAUCAAGCGGCUGCCUAAGUUGUUGCUAAUGCGUGUGCCCAAGGAUUUGUUGCGUGAUUUGGCCGCCAAUAAGAUCAACUACGGCUUGAAGUUCAGCAAAACAAAGUUCGGCCAGGCCCUCAUGGAUGAAAUGCAAAUGAACUCUGGCGGUUCUAGCCCCGAUUCAAUACGCCGCAUGCAGGGACGCGUUGGCGUCGGCGGCUGUAACGGCAUGCAUGUGACCACGGCAACCAAUAGAUUCAGUGGCUUGGUGGGUGCUUUGGGCGGUGGCCUGAGCACACUGAGCGGGUACAACGGACUGCCAUCGGUGCUUUCCGGCCUGGAUGACUCCAUGAGCGAUGUGGCGGCACGCAAAAAGUAUCCGUUUGAGCUGGAGAAGGCCAUACAUAACGUCAUGUUCAUACAGCACCACAUGCAACGGCAGGACGAGUUCAAUGCGGAAGAUCAGGAUUGGGGCUUUGUUGCCAUGGUCAUGGAUCGCCUGUUUCUCUGGCUAUUCAUGAUUGCCUCGCUGGUGGGCACAUUUGUCAUACUGGGCGAGGCACCUUCCUUGUACGAUGACACCAAGGCAAUCGAUGUGCAGCUCUCGGAUGUUGCCAAGCAAAUCUACAAUCUAACUGAGAAGAAGAAUUAAAUUCAAUAAUGCAAUCCAAAAUGGUUAACACUAUCUAAUGACAUGUAAUGCCUGCAUUAUGCGAUCCCUAGUUUAAAGUAUGAUU
Drosophila montana is the source of this 2414-nucleotide messenger RNA. It is a transcript of the gene nAChRalpha2, whose product is annotated as nicotinic acetylcholine receptor alpha2. The transcript has 7 exons. The record is from RefSeq and is a predicted model, not a curated record. Gene Ontology annotation, biological process: signal transduction; chemical synaptic transmission; monoatomic ion transmembrane transport. Gene Ontology annotation, molecular function: transmembrane signaling receptor activity; acetylcholine-gated monoatomic cation-selective channel activity. NCBI's taxonomy places the organism in Eukaryota, Metazoa, Arthropoda, Insecta, Diptera, Drosophilidae. Gene Ontology annotation, cellular component: synapse; plasma membrane; postsynaptic membrane. The coding region runs from base 608 to 2329 and encodes 573 amino acids.